Lathyrus sativus (Indian pea) is the source of this 2067-nucleotide messenger RNA. NCBI's taxonomy places the organism in Eukaryota, Viridiplantae, Streptophyta, Magnoliopsida, Fabales, Fabaceae. The record is from the annotation of a GenBank genome assembly.
AUGCAAGGACAGAGAGGCACGAUUGGUUCCUCGUCUGAAACCUUUGAGUUUGAUUGUGGGUCGACAUCAAGUAAUGCUGCAGUUGAUCAGCAUAUUUUCUGGAAUAAUAUGCGGACUCCCGCUGAGAAUCGGUUACCUGAGUUUCUACUUUCUCCGAGUGAUAUGAACCCAUCUCACGGGAAUUCUGUAAACCAUGAAUGGCAGAACUUGAGUGGAUGGAGCUUAGGAGAGCCAAGUUCCAGUAAUACACAAAACGAAGUUAACAAUAAUGAGCUGAAAAGGGAAUUGCGGUUAUCACCUCCAAUAAACGGAAGUGCUGUAGCCGGUCCGAGACUCGAAGAAAGGCACUUCGAACCAACCAAUGCCUUUUCAUUGGAUAAUGUCAAUUCAGGUCCUAUGUAUAUGUGUGGCUCCAAUCCUCAUUUGAUGCCGCAAAAUCUCAAUUUAAACGCGGCUUUAGCAGAUAAUGUCGGUGAUAAUAAUAGCUAUCAUGUGGAAGUCGAUCAUUCUAACGCGGCCAAAUCUAGCGGUCAGCUGAAUGAGCAUAUUCCACCAACUAUUGGUUCUGGUUCGUUUUUGCUUCCUUCUGGUGGACGUAGCAGCGUUUUUGUUGGGGAGACUGACGGUCGGCAAGGUUGUUCUCUAGACCCGAACCGCCGCCUAUCUUGUAAAAGAAAGGCAGGUGAAGGAAUCAGUGGACAAUCUUCUGACGGUGGAAGUUCUAGCUAUAGUCAGCAUACAGAUGGCAGUGCUUGGAAUACUCUUCCUACUCAGGAUUAUGCGAUGAACAAUUUCAACCGAUCAUCACCAGCUGAACAGGUGAAUGCAAGACUUGGCCUUAGUGUUGGAGAUGGAUCUUCUGAAACGAUACCCGAGUCAACUGUAGCAGGAAGCUCAGAAAGCUUCCACAGAAAUUUUCGCUUGAGGGUAAACCCUGCAAGCCAACAGAUUUCUCUCCCUCAACCCACAUUCUCAAAUGGGAGUGUUAUGAGGAAUUCUAGUGUUCCUUCGUCUUCUCCAAUGCUGCCGAGGUUUCACCCUAUUGAUAAUUCUCUGGACUUGAGGUCAUUACCACCGGUAGAUACCCUGCUUCCUCAAAGCCAUCCGCAUCUAAGUCAUGUUCCUGCUUUACCAAGGAGUUCGCAAUCCGUCAGGUGGAAUGGUGGUUCUAGCUCAACUAACAACCAUUCAUCAAAUUCAGUUGUAGAUCAUCCGGCGUUUAUACCUGCAAAUUUAAGAAAUGCUGUUCGAACUGCAUCUAGACCUUCAAGUACUGCAAAUUUAACUGUUCCUGGAAAUGUUGCUUCGUCAUCACGGACAGCUCCAAAUCCUCCUGCUUUGAAUCCAUCAUCUGUCUCGGCGUGGGUUUCUCGUCCCAAUCCUCAGCAGUAUCCACGCAGGUUAUCUGAAUAUGUUCGCCGGUCCUUGUUUACUCCUGGUGCUGAAGGUGGAAGUUCAAGCAAUAGCUAUUCUACCUUGCGCGGUCCUUCUACUCCAUCAGAAUCAAGAGGACCGCCAUCGGCGACAAACCCUGGAUCAUCUCCAUGGUUGGAGAGGUCAGCUGAUAGUGAGUUUGGAAUCCCCUAUUCCUUACGAUCUUUGGCUACUGCUGGUGAAGGAAGUAGUAGACUUGUAUCCGAGCUCCGCAAUGUGUUGGGCCUUAUGCGUAGGGGUGGGAACCUGCGGUUUGAGGAUGUUAUGAUUCUUGACCAUUCAAUGUUUUCUGGAAUUGCUGAUAUUCAUGAUCGACACAGGGAUAUGCGGCUCGAUGUCGAUAACAUGUCUUAUGAGGAGUUACUAGCUCUUGAAGAACGCAUCGGUAACGUGAGUACCGGACUGAACGAGGAAACCAUCAUGAAGCAUUUGAAACAGAAGAAAUAUUCAGUUGAUGAAUCAGGUUCUCAGAGUGAUGCAGAGCCCUGCUCCGUUUGUCAGGAGGAGUAUAAAAAGGAAGAUGAUAUCGGAUCGUUGGACUGCGGGCACGAUUUUCAUACCGAAUGUAUCAAACAGUGGCUAAUGCACAAGAAUCUGUGUCCCAUUUGUAAGACAACAGGCUUAGCAACAUGA